Messenger RNA from Thecamonas trahens ATCC 50062, 1575 nucleotides. RefSeq lists its product as uncharacterized. Lineage: Eukaryota; Apusomonadida; Apusomonadidae. The coding region runs from base 370 to 1026 and encodes 218 amino acids. The transcript has 2 exons. The record is from RefSeq and is a predicted model, not a curated record.
CACGCAUUGAGAUGUUCAACAAGCUGCGCAGCCUGGUAUCCAAGAAGAAGCGGAGACUUUGUGAGGAUGGCUUUGACUUGGACAUGACGUACAUCGAGCCGAACGUGUUGGCUAUGGGGUAUCCGUCGACAGGAGUUGAGGGGCUGUACCGCAACCCGCGGGCGCACGUGGUCUCGUUCCUCCAUCUCAAGCACGGAGCACACUUUCGGGUCUUCAACCUCUGCUCGGAGCGGCGGUAUCCGCUGGAUGUGUUUGGGCCUGAUGUCAAGGUGGUAGAGCUUCCGUUUGAUGACCACAACCCGUGUCCGAUGUGGAUGAUUCUGGAGUUUGUGGCCGAGGCGCUGACGUAUCUAGAGGCGGACCCGGACAAUGUGGUUGCCGUCCACUGCAAGGCCGGCAAAGGCCGGACAGGGCUCCUCAUCUGCUGCCUGCUCAUUGCACUCGGCAAGUACCCGACCGCGAGCGCGGCGCUGGAGUACUACGGCAACGCGCGGACAAAGAACGGCAAGGGGUUACGAUUCCAUCACAGGCGCGGUAUGUGCGGUACUACGAGACGGUGGCGGUCGAGGGCGGGCUGCGCGACGCAGUCGAUGUGCAGCUGACGAGUGUGAAGCUGUACGGGCCGAUGCCACGGUUAGGCGGCGGCGGGAUUCGAGCCUCGGUCUCGGUUUACGUCGACGGCAAGGUUGUGGGGAGAAGCAAGGGCGAUCCGGUGGUGGCGACCGGGACGGUGCUUGCGGAUGUGCCGGUGGAGCUGGCGCUGGAGAGUGUGGCUGGCGGGGAGCUUGUGGUUACCGGCGAUGCCAAGGUUGUGGUCCACCACACACGGGCGGUGCGGGGCAAGACCAAAGCGCUGCAGUUCUGGUUCUACACCUCGUAUCUGCCAACGUGCGGCGAGCUUGUACUGAGCAAGGCCGGACUGGACAAGGCGUGCAAGUCGUCAAAGUAUGCCGACGGCUUCCGCGCGGUGCUGGCGUACGACGCAAGCAACAUCAAAGAGGCCGAUGCGCCACGCAAGCCAAGUGAGACGUCGGCGCCUGCCACGCCGAGCGGGCGCAAGGCGUCACGGACCGAGCCGCUGCGGGCCGACGCAUCGCCGCUUGCGCCGCGGGCGGCGCUGGUUGAGGACGUGUCCGCGUCCGAGACAGUGUACACCUACGAGUACGAGUACGAUUAUUCCGACUUUUGGACAUGAACGAGCACGCGAAGCGAUUGCAUGGCCUCACUUGCGCUUCUUGCCGCGGCCGCGGCCGCCGCCUCCGCCCUUGCCCUUGCGCUUGUCGACCAGCGUGACGGCCUUGCCGGGCACACCCCACUCGCUGGCGAGGUAGCCGAUAACGUCAUCGACCUUGUCACCCUGUACAACAAGGUCGUUGUCGCGAACAGUGGCUGAGGCGGCGCAAGCUGUCGAGAGGUCGCCAGCGAGCGAUGCGGCGUCGAGCUGCAGCGCCGCGAGAUUGGAGACAACUGUGGUGGCCUUGCGCCGAUUGCCGCCACGAUUGGCGACGGUAACCACAAGCUUGGGCGGCUCGCCGCGAAGCAAGAGCUGGGUACCGUACGGCGGAUUAAACUCGG